AACUGAGCUAAGCCCCUGUCAAAACGAGACAAACCCAAAUCGUUAAAGAAGAACGGAGGGGGAGAGGAAGCGUAGAAGAGGAGGAUCCAAAGUUCAGAAGGAAGAAAAGGAGAAAAAAUCGAAAUACCUCGAGGGAAUUUCAAAAUUUUCAGUUAAUUAAGCAUUCAAGAACAAAUGGAGUCAGGAAAGAAAAAAACAUUCCAAAUCAAAGCUAAGGUAUCGUGUGUGAAGAAGUCAUUGCAUUCAGAGAAGGGUUGACUAAUAUUCGUCGAGACGCAUUCACACUCAAAUAUGGGAAGAUUCUACACUUGUUAUAUGUACCAGUACAAAAGGAUGCUCUUACCGCACUAGCCCAGUUUUAUGAUCCACCACUCAGAAGUUUCCUCUUUAGAGAUUGGACUCUCCUAAGCAGAAGAAGGGACCAUACAGGAGGCUAGGUCAAAUCCCUAAACCCGAAGAAUUGGCAGAAGUACUAGACAUCCCAGUCAAAGAUCUAACCCCUAACAUCAAAAUUUGGGGGAAGGUGCAAGGAAUUCCACAAGAGUACCUGGAGAAAACUACUAAAAACUUUGCCGAAGCCCAGAAGCAGGAAGCCCAUGAUACUAUUAUGGAUUUACUUAUUUUUGGAUUGGUGUUAUUUCCUAAUAUGGAAAAGUUAAUUGAUGCAGCGGCUAUCAGCGUGUUUUGGGCCGUCAAGGUUAAGAAUGAAGAUCCACACCUUGCACUUACGCUUUGAGAAGGAGGGAGGACUGAUGUUAUGUUACAUACCACUCCUUUACCAAUGGCUUAUCUCUCAUGUGUUCAAAGAGGUUGAUACAAUUGAAAGUAUGGAUGGAUAUGAGUGGUCUCAAAAGCUAGUAGGACUCACUGAAAAUACAAUUAUUUGGUAUCCUCAUGGUUUGAAUGUGGGAGAUACAAUUACUAGUUGUGGAGAAUUUCUGAAUGUACCAUUAAUAGGGUCAAAAGGGUGCAUUAACUACAACCCUAUUUUAGCAAUGAGGCAGUUGGGUUAUCCUAUCACAUAUAAGCCGGACGACCAGUUGUUAGAAGGUUUUGUGUUCCAUGAUAUGGAGGAUCUUGUUAUGCUGAGAAGGGUUAUCCGAGCCUGGGAAAAAGUUCGCUUCAGAGGACAAGACAAAGGAAGGGGUGUCAUAGGGGAUAGAGAACCCUAUCAUCAAUGGGUCACCAGAAGAAGUCAAGAGAUCAAGCUGCCAUUCAUCCUCGAUCCUCCAACUCAACCUCCACCACCAGAACCCAUCCAUGUCUCCAUGGAAGAAGUGGAAGCGUUGAGAGCUACUAUAGCAAGACUUGGGCAAGAAAAUGAAGAGCUACAGACCAGCUUCCAGCAAGUUUCAAAUGAAAGAAAUGAAAUAAAGUGGGAACUAGAGAGGAAGAAGGCCCAGCUUGAAGCGACUGAGGAAAAGGUCGACAAGGAAGAACAUAAGAGAAAGAAAGUGAAGGUAGGCAUGGAACAAACUGAUCACUGCCUAGAAACCAUUAAAGAGCAGUUGAGACAAGUUGAGAAAGAAUGCCAGAAGAAUAGGCGAUGGUGGCUACGAGCUACAGAAGAGAAAAAAGAAGUUAGAGAGAUAUUGGAGGCUAAAUUACAAGAUCUCACUAUCUCCCUCCAUAAUGCUGAGACCCAAGCCGAGCACGAGCGCCGACUUAAGGAAAGAGCCCUUGAAGCUUCUCGAGUCACACCUACAACUUGGGCCAAGAAAUGUCAAGAAGAAAAAGAUGCUAGAGAAGUUGCUCAACAUUGGAAAGAUAGAUUCGAGGCAUUCCAUCAAGACAGUGUGAUAUGGCUAAGGGAAAGAGAGCAAGUCAUUGAGGAUUACGAUACCUUUAGGAGAACUAUCAAUUUCUUGCAAGCGGACAAAUAUGGGUACCGUGCAAAGCUCAACGGUUUGGUACAAUUCUGCAACUGGACGACCCAAGAAAUGCCUUGGAGGUUGAGAGAGGCAGUGGAAGGAUUGGACCAACAUGAAACGUAUCCCGCUGUAAUCCGUUUUGUUAUGAUGUGUCAGGGGAUGGUGAAGAGGUUCAAGCUUGAAUUAGAAGAACUCAUAACUUGAAAGACUGCUGUGUAAUUCUUUUGUUAUUCUUAUAUUCAGUUUAGUAUUUAAGCUGUAUCGAUUUGGGCGGUUAUGCCUUUGUACUCCGUACUUUAAACAUUUGAAUGGAGGAGGAUGAUCAUCAUUUUUAUUUCCUGACUUUAUGUUUUCUUCGAAUGCUUAAUAUAACUACAACCGUGAUGAAAAUUCCCUGAAAAUAAAAUAUGCAUAACAUUCGCAUCCUCAUGCAUCACGCUUCAUAAAAACAAGAAAACGUACCCAACCUUUUGCCCUCUAUCCAGUAACGCUGACUAAUCAACACCGGUACGAGACACGAAGCAACUACAAGAUGACGUUAGAGCAAGUGGAGGCUAACCAAGCUACCAUGAGGUCAGACAUCAAUACGAUCCAAGAGAAGAUGGAUCAACUGCUGGAAACAAUGCUCGCCAUCACCCAGAGAGAGAGGGUUGCGGAUGCAGAAGCUGAGGCUAGAAGGAAUGAUAACCCAUCAAGUUUGGUCCACCAAGACGAGAGCUUCGUCCACGCCAAGAAGAGUCUGGUUCAUAUACCAGUAGGAAGCAAAGGAGAUGGGGAUCGUGCAAAGCCUUCUGAGGCGCCUGCUCAUUAAAUGGGAGAUGACCCAUACGAAGCUUUCUAUGUGCCUGAUCAUCCGAAGCCAAAGAUACUUCCAGACCCUGCUACAGAUAGGCUUCGUGCCUUGGAGAAGAAG
Lathyrus oleraceus (garden pea) is the source of this 2784-nucleotide messenger RNA. RefSeq lists its product as uncharacterized. The transcript is spliced from 2 exons. Lineage: Eukaryota; Viridiplantae; Streptophyta; Magnoliopsida; Fabales; Fabaceae. The record is from RefSeq and is a predicted model, not a curated record. Bases 663 to 2075 code for a protein of 470 amino acids.